CCUUAAUUUUCCGUCCUGCAUUUCGAAGGGAGACCUGAAAAAGGCUAAAAAGGCUAAAAAGGAAACAGAAGCUAGCUGAAUUCUGUUCUUGAAUCGGCUGCUUCGUGAUCACGCAUCUGCACUUCCAUUCCGUUUUCUCUCCCCUACCAGACACACUGGGAGGAAAUUUCCAUCUCCAAUGGGGGUUCCACAGACGAUGGAAAUUCUGAGCGCGAGAGCCGCACUUGUGAGAGAGUCGCUGCAGAAGAGCCAGAAUGUCACAGAGAACAUGGUCUCCAUUCUUGGCUCCUUUGACUACCGUCUCUCCGCCCUUGAAACUGCAAUGCGGCCUACUCAGAUAAGAACUCAUUCAAUCCGGAUGGCACAUGAAAAUAUUGACAAGACAUUGAAGGCUGCGGAAAGUAUGCUGGCUCAGUUUGAUCUUACACGCAAGGCCGAGGCUAAAAUACUCAGGGGGCCACAUGAGGACUUAGAAAUGUACUUGGAAGCAAUUAGUCAGCUACGGAGCACCAAUCGCUACUUUACUAGUAACAAAAAUUUCAAAAGGAACGAAGCUAUUCUUACCCAUACAAGCAACUUGCUUGUCAAAGCCAUUUCAAAGCUGGAAGAUGAGUUCAGACAGCUUUUAACAAAUUACAGUAAGCCAGUGGAACCCGAACGUCUAUUCGACUGCCUCCCCAACUCGUUGCGUCCAUCGUCAGCAUCUAAGCAAGGUGAUAGUGGUAGCAAAAAUAGUUCUGAACAUCACAACAAAAGCUUAGAAGCUUCCGUCUUCAUUCCCCCAACUCUUAUUCCUCCCAGGGUUCUUCCAUUGUUGCAUGAUUUGGCCCAACAAAUGAUUCUAGCUGGCCAUCAGCAGCAACUGUUUAGAAUAUACAGGGAUAUUCGUGGUGCAGUCUUAGAACAGAGUCUUAGGAAAUUAGGUGUUGAGAGGCUUAGCAAGGAUGAUGUCCAGAAAAUGCAGUGGGAGGCUCUUGAAGCUAAGAUUGGGAACUGGAUACAUUACAUGCGCAUUGCUGUUAAAUUGCUGUUUGCUGGGGAAAGGAAAAUAUGUGAUCAAAUAUUCGAAGGGGCAGAUGCUCUCCAGGACCAAUGCUUCGCAGAUGUGACUACAAGUAGCGUGUCAGUGCUACUAAGUUUUGGAGAGGCAAUUGCCAAAAGCAAAAGAUCUCCAGAAAAAUUGUUUGUUCUUUUAGACAUGUUUGAAAUAAUGCGAGAACUGCAACCUGAGAUGGAAACACUAUUUGGAAGUAAAGCAUGCAUUGAAAUGCGGGAUUCUGCAUUGAGCUUAACUAUGCGCCUUGCCGAGACAGCUCAAGAGACCUUUGUUGAUUUUGAAGAAGCCGUAGAAAGAGAUGCCACAAAAACUGCUGUUCUUGAUGGGACUGUUCAUCCCUUGACUAGUUAUGUGAUAAAUUACGUCAAGUUUUUAUUCGACUACAAAUCCACUUUGAAGCAAUUAUUCCAAGGUUUUGAAGCUAGCGAUCCAGAUGCUCAGUUAGGCGUGGUAACUAAAAGAAUUGUGCAGGCCCUUCAGACUAACCUUGAUGGGAAAUCUAAGCAAUAUAGGGAUCCUGCACUAACUCAAUUAUUUCUGAUGAACAAUAUUCACUAUAUAGUGAGAUCUGUCCGAAGAUCGGAGGCAAAGGAUUUGUUGGGUGAUGACUGGGUGCAGAUACAUCGAAGGAUUGUGCAGCAGCAUGCAAAUCAAUACAAGCGGAUUUCCUGGGCAAAGAUUUUGCAGUGCCUCACUGUUCAGGCCUCAGGUAGUGGUGGUGCAUCGGGAGAUGCUGGCGGACUGUCAAGAGCUAUGGUGAGAGAUAGGUUCAAGACUUUUUACAUUCAAUUUGAAGAGCUUCAUCAACGGCAAUCUCAGUGGACAGUUCCUGACAGUGAGUUGCGGGAGUCAUUGAGGUUGGCAGUUGCUGAAGUUUUAUUGCCUGCCUACCGAUCUUUCAUCAACCGUUACGGGCAGAUUGAGAAUGGAAAAGCUUCUCAAAGAUACAUCAGAUAUUCACCGGAGGAUCUUGAGCGUAUGCUAAAUGAAUUUUUUGAGGGUAAGACAUUCAGUGAACAAAAGCGCUAGUAGCUUCUCCAAAUGCUCUGUACAUGGACAAAGUUAGCGCAGUUUCUAGCAGUAUGACAAGUCCUUCCUCUUGCAGGCACCCUCAUUUUUUUAAUGGUCUUGUUGUGCAUAUGUCAAUUUAUUCUCGCGAGCCUGCCUAGGAAAAUAUUCAAAGUUGUGUUCAUUAAUUGUAUCUCUAGAAAUUUUCAGAACCAUAAUAAUUCAUGUCAAUGUAGAAGAAAAAUUCCAAACGCUUGAGCUUGGCUACUCUUUCUUCAUUUUUCUUUAGAUUUCUUGUAAUAAAGGGACAAAAACUUAACAAAAUUUAUAAAUAUGGCUGAAGGAAACGAAAGACUUCUUCAUCAAAUUAAAUAGGAUAUGAUUCAUCUUCCUCUCGGCUAUGUAGUGGUUUCUGUCCAAUAUACUUGGUGAUUUCCAAUCCUUGAUAUUGUAGUAGUAAUAGUAGUAUACGAUGCUCUCCUCCACACUUUCCCUUAUAAACAAACUUUCCAAAAUGCCCACCGGAACCUUUCCUCUCCUUAUCCUUCCUUCUCACUUCUGAGACCUGAGCACACUUUUUACAUCUAUUAGGUAGGUGAACAAGACCUUUUCUUUGGUGCCUACGAGUAAGAAUUAAGUGACGCCGAUGCGUUAUAUAGAUUCUUUUCUCUCCUCGUAGUCUUGAUUUGCCUCAUGAAAGAUUAAUAUGAUUGCCAAAGAGCCAUUAAAAUCACAUGAGGAUACCAAGGCUUAUACUUUGGUGCACCUUGACCAACUAAAGAUACGCCAAGGUAAGCCAUCUGAUAGGUUAUAUGGAUUUUCCUUAAACUUCAAAGAUCAAAAGUACAGAAGGCAAGCCUUUUGAUCAUUCAAAUGGCUUCCUUCUGCACACUCAAUUGUUGGAGAUACAUGAGGGAAGUAAUUUUCUGUCAUCAAUCAUGGAGGAAUGUUGACUAUAUUUGUUCAUUUUAUUCCGUAGGCUUCAACUUUACAUCGAUGUAUGCCCCUCCCUCAAUUUGGAUAAUUACUACAAUUUAUCCUAGAAGUUGCUAAGCUUGGAGAGAUUAGAGCGUCAUGAACAUGUUGAUGGUUUCCUUAGAACAUCAGGAAUAUUAAGUAGAAGCCUGUUAUGCUAUUAGAAUGGCCUCUGGUUGCUUAGGAAAAUCUUCGUUAGCGUCAACAUCGACAUCUAAAACCUUGAAAAUUAGUAAUGUCACUCUUUGAGCUAAAAUAUUACAAUAAUUACGAAGGGAAAACGUCUGAAUUAUAAAGCCAAAUCAUGAUAUUUGAUGGUCGAAGUUUUGCCUUAUUAUUAUUAGUAGAGGUCUUGUUUUUCUGUUGAGGUGGCCUAAUUUGUUUGUACAUGGGUUAUGUUAAUUUCGGAUAGGAAGUCAUAUUCAUUGUCAAAUGGAACAUAAACUAAUAGAUUUUGUUCAUUAGUUUAUUAGUUUAUGUUCUAUCGUAUCUGAAUUUAUCUAUUUUUCUUUUACAUCUUUUAAGUACGGGUGUUCAUUAUCGAGUUGUGUUGAAAUAUUUUUUAGAUUCAACUUUAUUGCUCCAAUUCAACCCAA
Cucurbita pepo subsp. pepo (vegetable marrow) is the source of this 3636-nucleotide messenger RNA. Lineage: Eukaryota; Viridiplantae; Streptophyta; Magnoliopsida; Cucurbitales; Cucurbitaceae. The record is from RefSeq and is a predicted model, not a curated record.